Molecule: messenger RNA, 1323 nt
Organism: Scylla paramamosain (green mud crab)
Lineage: Eukaryota; Metazoa; Arthropoda; Malacostraca; Decapoda; Portunidae
Exons: 2
Coding region: 58-1194 (378 amino acids)
Source: RefSeq, a predicted model, not a curated record
CGUCGCCAGCGUGCAGUUCGUCCUAUCAGUCUGUCUCCUUCCACUCUAGUCUUAAGGAUGUGGCGUUUGACGGCGACGCUGCUGCUGGUCUCCCUGGCCUCCGCUUCGCCAAGAGCAGGUUAUUACUACAAACCAAAUCGAGGCUUCAACCCUCAGUGUCCCGUGAUCACCUCUGUGGUGUACGACACGAUCCUCCAAACCACAGUGCACGUCACCACCAUACAAGACAUCAGCACUCAGGUUGUCACUACCACAUUAUUCAGGCAGCAGAUCGUGCCCACCACCUUUCUGGAGACGACCGUGCAGACGCAGGUCCAGGUCCAGACCAGUAUCGUGCAGAGCACCUCCACCGUUUUCGGUGACGUGCUGGUGACGCAGACCGUGCAAGGCUCUGACACGCAAGAGACACGCUUUGUCACCACCACACGCGUCGAGUCACAGGUUAGCUUCAUCACACAGACACAAGUCAGGACGCAAGUGGUGCCCGUGGAAGUGACUCGCACUCAGCUGGAAACCAUCACGGAGUCCUUCACCAAUACGGUGACAGAGACGCAAAUUCAUACCAGCGUAUCUACGAUCACCGGACCUGACGUUGUGCGGACGCGCGUCCAAACCGUGCUGCAGACGUCCCUCGUGACGAUUGACGUGCCGGGCACCACCCGCUUUGUGACGUCCACAGUGGUGCAGCAGCAGCUUCAGACAACCGUGGUGCGCGGGGAUGAUGUUCUCAGGACUAGUCUGGUACAGAGUCAGCAAUUCAUUGCCUUCACGACCUUCACCACCCUCGUGGAGACCGCUAUCGCCACUCAGGAGGUGAUCGUCACCACCACCAACACCGCCACUCAAACACAGGUUCAAACACAGUUUAUAACUCGGGAGGUGGUAGAGACCCAGGUAGUACCCACCACAACCUUCAGUACCAUCAUAGAGACGCUACUCCAGCCCUUCACGCAGGUGCAAACCGUGACCAGCACCUCAUUUGUCACGGUGGGGGGCGGCAUCCAGACUCAGGAGGUGACACACACCUCAUUCGUUGAGGUGUCGGGAGGCGACAAUGUCUUCACCAGAGAGAUCCUGAAGACACGUGCUCAACAGCAGGUCGUGUUCCAGACCGUGACUCGCCCCUUUAAGGUCGUGUUGACGAAAACCGUCACAGGGUCCUGCGGGCCUGUUGUCGACUACGGAUAUUUUUAAGGAAUUAAUUUCAAAAGAAUAUGAAAUCACAGUUGUUCUGAUUUUAGGCACACUGACACAUAACAGUAGCAACACAAGACUCAGCAACAGGGUGUAUGAAUGUAAUGUAUAUUAAAUUCUGUAAUGUGU